UCUGGAUCAUAUGCUCCCGGAGAGGAGGAAGGCGCCCCUCUUGCUUGCCUGGUUCAGUAGGAGGCACUCAAAACCCAGUGAAAUGAACUGCACCAGGGACCUACGAAAGCUUCCAGACAGGAGAAGUGAGCACAAGAGACCAUUUCAACAAGGUACUUGGACCUGUGAUGUGAAGAACCCUGUAAAAAUGAACAAGAAGAUUGAUGCCAGACAGAUGAAGACAGGUGAAGAACGCACAGAAAACAUUGGGCUUCCCCUGAAACUGCUUGACAAACAUGACCCGUGGCCAGCCUAUGUUACGUAUACCUCCCCGAUGGUGAGAAGACUCAUCGAGAAAAGCAAAGCUAGAGAACUGGAAUGCAUGCAAGCUCUAGAGAAAAGGGGAGGGACACUGAGGCAGAACAAGUCUUCCAGCAUCAUCCAUCUGAGAAGGAGAAAGUCAUCCAAGACAACCGGCAACAUGGUGUUCAUGGACACGGACUCAGAGACCACAUUAUCAGUGUGGGAUGCUUUCUCGGUGCUGGACAUGGAGCACACCGUUAUCCCAGAACCCGUACACUUUCAUACGGAUUCCAGAGAAUGUCCGACCGCAAACUAUAACAAGAUCAUCUUCUCUCAAAAACCUAUGAUGAGGACGCUUCCAUACAGCUCACUUCUGACCAGCAAGGAAAAACACUCGAAUGUUUAGGAAGGAGUCCCUGCAGCUAUCCUCUGAGAUUGUACAGCAAUUAAGCUCCAUUUGCCACAAAUUUCACUAUGUUCUUUAAAUUUGAAUGUUCCCUUGCUUGUGUCAAGGUUGGCUGUGAUAAACCA
Hipposideros armiger (great roundleaf bat) is the source of this 813-nucleotide messenger RNA. It is a transcript of the gene CDRT4, whose product is annotated as CMT1A duplicated region transcript 4. The record is from RefSeq and is a predicted model, not a curated record. Lineage: Eukaryota; Metazoa; Chordata; Mammalia; Chiroptera; Hipposideridae. The transcript is spliced from 4 exons. The coding region runs from base 11 to 688 and encodes 225 amino acids.